AAAUCCUCACCACCGUGCAGAUCAUUGAUCUCUACGAUAUCGCUCUUUUGCUCAAUUAUGAACGUGCAGCUACUGAACCUCGGUUCCGACAUACGAAGCUUAGAGAGGUCGUGCAGAAUGAAGAAUUCAAAACUAUCCGGAUGCUCACACACGAGUGGCGUAAUAAUCCUACCAACAAGCAGAAAACGGGGUUUGUGUUCGAUAGAUUGCCUCCUUAUUCACCAGAGGACGACGACGAUCCGUCUGCACCCCCCGAUUUGCCCUCUACGAUGCUUGCCCCUCGGGACCCUCAAUGGGCAGCCCAACCUGAUUUAUCGUACUUGACUCCAUUCCAAUUGGAGACGUUUUAUUGGCAAGCGAGGAAUCAUGACGCGUGCUAUAAAUCCGUUACGCUCAUCCAACAUUUCUUUGCGCUCUUCCCACCUGAUACGCAGGUGAGGCCGAGAGGGGUGACGCUUAGUUGGGAGGAGGUGAUGGAUCAUGCUGUUGUUGGGUUUCCUAAUCCUAGUGCUAAAGCGGGGAAGGAGGAGGCGGGGAUGAUACUUGAUCUUGCGUCGUUGCAGUAUGGGGAUGUAGGGAGGGGAUGUGGUGGGAAGAGUUUGUUCGUUUUAGAGGAUAUUGAUGCGUAUGGGAAGAGGUUGGGCAAGUUUGCAGAGGGGAAUACGUUUGAUGAUGCGAAAGUGUCGAUGGCGAUUGGGGGAUCGCCUUGGGAUGGGUGGUUGAAGAGGGUGGCGGAGAGGGUUAAGGACAGGCGGCGGCGUGGGGGUAUCAUAAACGUUGGUGCAAAAAGUAACUACAACAAUGACUACACAUCUCUAUGAAUCUCUCCUUCCAAAA
Molecule: messenger RNA, 837 nt
Organism: Laccaria bicolor S238N-H82
Lineage: Eukaryota; Fungi; Basidiomycota; Agaricomycetes; Agaricales; Hydnangiaceae
Exons: 4
Coding region: 141-821 (226 amino acids)
Source: RefSeq, a predicted model, not a curated record